Messenger RNA from Dacryopinax primogenitus, 963 nucleotides. RefSeq names its product NADP-binding protein. Lineage: Eukaryota; Fungi; Basidiomycota; Dacrymycetes; Dacrymycetales; Dacrymycetaceae. The transcript has 5 exons. The coding region runs from base 1 to 963 and encodes 320 amino acids. The record is from RefSeq and is a predicted model, not a curated record.
AUGGCAGCCUCUUUCACCGCCCUGCACGCUCUAGGCGAGCCACCCCUCCCUCGGUCCAAACCACGGGUAGCGAUCACCGGCAGCCUAGGCAAGCUCCGCCAGCCAACAACGCUCGAGCUUCUCCAACACGGCUGGGAGGUCGUAGUGCUCGACCGUCGCCUACCACAGGAGGGGGAGCGGGUAGAAGGGGUGAAGUACGUCCAGCUGGAGAUGUCGGAUUUUGGGCAGGUGGCAGAGACGUUCCGAGAGGUAGAUUCGCAAUAUAAAGGACUCGACGCUGUCGUGCACCUUGCCGCCCUUCCUGUGAUCGGGCAGGCCGCCUCCUCUCACCAGUUCAAGAACAACACCCUCUCGACAUAUCAUGUCCUCGAAGCGACACGCCAAGCAGGGAUCAAGAAAUUAGUGCUAGCGUCGAGCGAGACGCUCCUCGGUCUUCCACUCGAUCCUCAUCCGCCGGAGAGCUUGCCGUUCACGGAAGAGAGCGAGAGGAGACCGGAGAGCGCGUAUUCGCUCGGGAAGCUGGUGGGGGAGGUGAUGGCAGAACAGUACGCGCGGUGGGACCCGCUCCUCAGCGUGUGCAGUUUGAGGUUCUCCCUGAUAUGUGCACCGGAGGAGUAUGCGGAAUUCCCUAGCUGGCAGGGGGAUCCAAGGGCGUUCCCAGAGGGGAAUUGCUGGAGUCACGUCGACGCAAGAGAUGGAGCACAAGCGAUCCGCCUCGCCCUCUCCUCUCUCAAAGGUCAUCACAUCUUCCUAAUCACCUCCUCAACGACAUGCAUGUGCACCCCUUCUUCCGAGCUCGUGCGCACGCUCUACCCGGGUGUACCGUAUGAACCGGUAGCGGGGAGAGGAGAGAACCAGACGCUGCUGAGUAUCGAGAAAGCCAGAAGGGUGCUAGGGUAUGAGCCGCGGUGGAACUGGGAGGAGGAGGUAGAGCGACUCAGAAAGGAGGGAAUCAUCCCCUAG